AUGGACGGUUUCAAGCACUACUGUCAAAUUUUUAUUGAAGGCCUUGCUAAGCGUGCCUAUAUAGUACAAAUUAAUUCUCACAGAUUAUGGGACGAAUGCAAAAACAUAAUCAAACAACUUCACAUUUCACUCACAGAGCGUAUCAGUCCAAGUAAACAGUUUGCCGAAAGCGUCAAUAAAGACCAAGUUUUUCAUGCUCAACCCAUGAAUCAAAACCAGGUAUCGUACAUGGAAGACAUUAUCAACUUUAUUGACAGAUUAAGUGUUGACGUUCAACUGGAGAAGAGACUUGAUGAGAUACAGCUUUUUAAAAUGAAUCUUGUGAGAGAUGACAAAGACCCAUUAACUCUAUGCGUAAUAGAUUUUUGGAAAGUUUUUACCAAGACGUUCGCCAACCCUCUAUCAUGCGCACACGCGACUGCGAGAGUUGCCAAAGUGUUGACUAAACAUUAUGCCCUGCUGAGAGAAAUGAAUCAACCACCAUUCGGAAAGAGGCUUCAUUAUAUAAUAAUUUCCGAACAUUUAUCUGGCAUUCACCUAUCAUUACAGACAAUUUAUAAAAAAGUCUUCCAAGAAGACAAAAUCGUACCAAACUUGUGGGACAAUAGCAGUACGGUCGCGUUAAAGAUAAAACAGCUUAAAAAAGACAUAGACAAGAUGGUAUUACGCCUUAGUGCAACUCGGGAAUACAUAAUUGCAAGGAACCCAAACGAGAGCAUUUAUCUCCUUCCUGUUGAGAUUUCCCUGAAAUUGCAAGACGACUUUUCACACUUUAAGCAACUCAUAUUUGACGUUUUAGAUGUUGUUAUUAAGAGACUAGAAAGCAUCAAAGUAAGAUCCUUGGACGUUACAGAUAAAUUGCAAGCCUUUUGGAAAAUGCUUAAUGAUGAACCUUCCUACUAUCAGUUAGUUCACGGGCUAUUCAAACUGCUAUUAUAUCUUAAUGAACAAAGACUUGAAGAUAGUAAAAGUGUCCAACAAUUUAUACCCGAGUAUUUUAUAGAGGACACCCCAUUCGACGGUGUGAAAAAUAUUUUAGAGUGUUUGUUAAAGAUUCAAGGAAGGUUGAUUAAAAGCCUUGAUCUGCUUCAGGAUAAGCACUGCGUACCUAAAUUGGUUGGAGAAAUUGACUCCUGCAAAGUAUAUACAGCUGACACAAGCCGUUCGUUAACCAACGUUGAUAACGAAGAGAAAGCUGAGAGGAUAAACCAAUCAUUCUACUAUCGACGCACGGAAUUAUUUUCUCCGCAAACACAUGAAUUGCCUCAAGAAUGUCUGUCGCUCGAUGAGCAAUUUAUCGAAAUCAUUGACCAUAUAGACGAGUUGCUAAAUGGCCAAAGUGAGGUUUCUUUACAAUCAAGUGACAUAGAGUGUUUGAGUUAUAUUAAACGCGAAUGUGAGAAUGAAUUAUUGAGAGCGCAAUUGAAAGCAGAAUACCUUACUGACCAAUCAAUAUUUCUUAUCACUGCAAUAACCAACAGAGGGCAGUAA
Messenger RNA from Paraglomus brasilianum, 1491 nucleotides. Lineage: Eukaryota; Fungi; Glomeromycota; Glomeromycetes; Paraglomerales; Paraglomeraceae. The record is from the annotation of a GenBank genome assembly.